Molecule: messenger RNA, 1443 nt
Organism: Meleagris gallopavo (turkey)
Lineage: Eukaryota; Metazoa; Chordata; Aves; Galliformes; Phasianidae
Gene: CDH10
Product: cadherin 10
Biological process (GO): adherens junction organization; multicellular organism development; synaptic membrane adhesion
Cellular component (GO): adherens junction; plasma membrane; catenin complex
Molecular function (GO): calcium ion binding; cadherin binding; beta-catenin binding
Source: RefSeq, a predicted model, not a curated record
CAACUUACAUUGUCUCUCCUCUGCUUUCAGGAUCUGGUUACUAUGUGCAGUCCAGAGAUGAAUUGCUGUAAAGGGCUUGGCUACAUCAGGAACUAGAAACAUAGAAGGCAAGUCAGGAAAAACAAAACUGUAGACUCCAUUGCUGACCGGCUCAAACAGUAUCAGUAGUGGAUAAUUAUGACAGUACAGCAAGUUCUGUUACUUCUACUGCUCUGGAUGUGGCUGCUGCAUCCCUGCCGUACAGAAAUGCUGUUCAGAAGGACUCCUGAUCUCAGACCUAAAGGCUCUGUUGGACGUGCAUCAGGGAGUGACGGAAAAGCACUUCACCGCCAGAAGCGAGGCUGGAUGUGGAACCAGUUUUUCCUUUUAGAGGAAUACACAGGAUCUGACUAUCAGUAUGUAGGCAAGCUUCAUUCUGACCAGGAUAAGGGAGAUGGAUCCCUCAAAUACAUUCUGUCAGGAGAUGGGGCUGGUACUCUUUUUAUAAUUGAUGAGAAAACAGGUGACAUUCAUGCUACUCGGAGAAUUGACAGGGAGGAGAAAGCCUUUUAUACACUGCGUGCCCAAGCUAUUAACAGAAGAACUCUGAGACCAGUGGAACCUGAAUCUGAGUUUGUCAUCAAAAUCCAUGACAUCAAUGACAAUGAACCAACAUUUCCAGAAGAAAUUUAUACUGCUAGUGUUCCUGAAAUGUCAGUAGUGGGUACCUCCGUCGUGCAAGUAACAGCUACGGAUGCAGAUGACCCUUCAUAUGGUAACAGUGCCAGAAUCAUUUACAGCAUACUUCAGGGACAGCCGUAUUUCUCUGUGGAACCAGAAACAGGCAUCAUCCGGACUGCUUUACCAAAUAUGAACAGAGAGAACAGGGAGCAGUACCAAGUGGUUAUCCAGGCAAAGGACAUGGGAGGCCAGAUGGGUGGAUUAUCGGGGACCACCACUGUGAACAUCACUUUGACUGAUGUCAAUGACAAUCCACCUCGAUUUCCCCAGAGUACCAUCCAUCUCCGCAUUCCUGAGUCUUCUCCAGUUGGGACAGCUAUUGGCAGCGUCAAAGCCACAGAUGCAGACAUUGGAAAAAAUGCAGAAGUAGAGUACAGAAUUGUAGAUGGUGAUGGGACAGAUAUGUUUGACAUUGUAACGCAGAGGGACACACAGGAAGGCAUCAUUACUGUGCGGAAGCCAUUGGACUAUGAGACAAGAAGGCUUUAUACCUUGAAAGUAGAAGCUGAGAAUACCCAUGUGGAUCCACGCUUCUAUUACCUUGGGCCUUUCAAAGAUACAACUAUUGUGAAAAUUUCUGUAGAGGAUGUAGAUGAGCCUCCUGUCUUCAGCAGAUCUUCUUACCUUUUUGAGGUUCAUGAAGAUAUUGAGUUGGGGACAAUAAUAGGAACAGUAAUGGCACGAGAUCCUGAUUCAGCUUCAAGCCCUAUAAGGUAAUCUCUG